Molecule: messenger RNA, 490 nt
Organism: Pygoscelis adeliae (Adelie penguin)
Lineage: Eukaryota; Metazoa; Chordata; Aves; Sphenisciformes; Spheniscidae
Product: sodium-dependent lysophosphatidylcholine symporter 1-A-like
Exons: 5
Coding region: 1-480 (159 amino acids)
Biological process (GO): carbohydrate transport
Cellular component (GO): membrane
Molecular function (GO): symporter activity
Source: RefSeq, a predicted model, not a curated record
AUGGCUGCAGAUCUGCUGAUCAUCCCAGCCCUGGUAGCCAUCACCCAGGUGAUGCACAACUUCCUGGCCUUCGUCUUCCCGGUGAUCGUAGCAGGCUGCAGCAUGGCUGUGCUCUACCUUUUACCAUGGUCCAUGCUGCCAGAUACGGUGGAUGACUUCAUGCUGAGGAACCCCAGCUGCCUCAACCUGGAGGCUCUCUUCUACUCAUUUUACGUCUUCUUCAACAAGUUUGCAGGUGGCCUUGCCGUGGGAAUAUCGACACUGAGUUUACAUUUUGCAGGUUACCGUUCUGGAGACUGCACAUACAACCCCUCCGUCAUCCUCACCCUGCAGCUUCUCAUGGCCCCAGUCCCAAUAAGCCUGCUGCUCAUUGCCAUAAUCAUCUUCUGCCUCCAUCCCAUUGAUGAGGAGAGGAGGAAGCAGAUGAGACUCGAGAUAGAGGCAAUGGGGCAUCAGGUACAGUGCGGCAGCCGAGAAUAAACCCAGGGCU